AAAAUGAAUGAAGAAAUUGAUCAUCAUUUAGAAAUGUAAGAAACAAAUGCCAUGUUGCUUUAAUAAUUUGAAAAUGUGAUCGAAUUAUAAGAAUCUGAGACUCUAAAUAAACAUUCAGAUCCACCUUCUCCAACAAAAUAAUAAAAUAAGAAAAAAGAAAGAAUCGUCGAAAGAUUAUUAUCAAAUAGAGCUAAAUUCAAUGAAAAGACAGCAUUAUUCAAUUUAAUUAAUACAUUAUAAUUAGUAAUGAAUUUUAUUUUAAAUUUAGGCUAUAACUCUUUAUAAUAUCAGUUCAAUUAUUAAUAUAGAAGGAUAAGCAAAUUUAAAAUUUUAUGAUACAACUCAGAUCUAUAGUUUUUAUGUAUGGAAUAAGUAAGGAUUUUCAGUUUAUUACCUUAUUAUAAUCUUAAUUAUGGUUCAUAUUUUAAAAUUAUUGACAUGUUUAGUGGGUAUAAAAUAUUUAUCAAAUUAGGUUAUUUCUGUGUUGUCUAAAAAAGUGAAAAAUUAUUAACUAUCUUUAUGAUGUUAACUUUUACUUGUGUAAUUACAAGAGGCAUUAUUACUAUAUUAUUGCUAAUUGAUUAUAAUUAAAUUGAACUAACAUAAACAUAUGUUUAUGGAGAUUCUGAUAAAGUAGCCUAAUCUUAAGCUGUAUAAUUUACUAUUGUUUUGAUCUUAUUUGUUGCUGUUGAAAUUAUUAUGGGUUUAUAGAGCCUUUUAUUAGCAGGCCAAGCUAAGAAAAAAUAUAAAUGUACAUCAAUUCAUCUAUUAAAAUAAAGCCAUGCGAAUAAAUGAAAAGAAAAUUGCUGCUCAUUAUUCAAUAGCCUACUAAAUAAUGCUCAGAUAAUUUAUAAUUUGA
Molecule: messenger RNA, 859 nt
Organism: Paramecium sonneborni
Lineage: Eukaryota; Ciliophora; Oligohymenophorea; Peniculida; Parameciidae
Source: the annotation of a GenBank genome assembly